AUGGGAGGCGUGGCGUGGAGCCGGCUGUCGGACAAGCGGCAUUUCUUCACGAUGUCGUCGCAUGCGGUCUGGUCCGGGAACGGUCACACCAUUCUCUACGCACCAUUCGUGUACAAAAAUGUUGUUGGCCCCGAACAUUUCUGGAAUCCGGAUGCUGUGCAUGCAUUCUUCGCCAGGCAUUGGAGUUCGUCCAUAUACUUGGCCCUUGGCUACGUAGUCAUCAUAAACGUAAUGCAAAGAGUGAUGGAGAAUAGGAAACCAUUUAGUAUGAGAUGGAUAUUACUUUUAUGGAAUGGCACAUUGGCGGUAUUCAGCAUGAUGGGUACUUGGCGAUUUGGGCUCGAGUUUUUCAAUAUGCUUACGACGAGGCCAUUCACGGACUCUGUUUGUUUCUCCGUUGAUCCAUCAGGACCGGCAUCCUUCUGGGCCUGCAUGUUUGCAUUUUCAAAAAUCGCCGAGCUCGGCGAUACAUUAUUCCUGGUACUUCGAAAGCGUCCUGUAAUAUUUUUGCACUGGUAUCAUCACGCUGUUGUACUAAUCUACUGCUGGCAUUCGGCUGUUGAACUGACAGCCGCUGGACGUUGGUUCAUUUGGAUGAACUAUUUUGUGCACUCAAUCAUGUACACGUACUAUGCCGUUGUGUCGACCGGAGUCCGACUUCCAAAGCGGCUGUCUAUGACCGUAACUGCCCUCCAGACCACACAAAUGCUAAUUGGUGUCGUGAUCUCGGUUUACGUGUUAUUUUUGAAGCUCAACGGUGCGGUGUGUCAGCAGUCUUUCGACAAUCUUGCCAUAUGUUUCGCUAUAUACGCCUCAUUUCUCAUUCUAUUUUCGAAGUUCUUCAACACCGCUUAUCUAGUGAAGAGGGAAAAGAUUACAAAAAUAAAAUCAGCUGAAAAGGCUGAUUAG
Molecule: messenger RNA, 909 nt
Organism: Haemonchus placei
Lineage: Eukaryota; Metazoa; Nematoda; Chromadorea; Rhabditida; Trichostrongylidae
Source: the annotation of a GenBank genome assembly